Molecule: messenger RNA, 1005 nt
Organism: Gastrolobium bilobum
Lineage: Eukaryota; Viridiplantae; Streptophyta; Magnoliopsida; Fabales; Fabaceae
Product: DNA-directed RNA polymerases IV and V subunit 4-like
Exons: 11
Coding region: 80-712 (210 amino acids)
Biological process (GO): DNA-templated transcription initiation
Cellular component (GO): RNA polymerase complex
Molecular function (GO): nucleotide binding
Source: RefSeq, a predicted model, not a curated record
UCACAUUUUUAGCUGUUUCUGUCUGCGCUCUCUGGUUUUGCUCUUCUCCCAUUCCUGUGGCUGAAGCGAAGUUUUGGCGAUGUCGGACAAAGGAGGAAAGGGCCACUCGCUGUUAAGCAAAGGAGGAUCCCUAAAAGGGAAGGAUGACAGUGCCACGAAAUCAGCUAAGGGAAGGAAGGUUCAGUUUGCUAAAGAAGGUCCAUUUGAAUCCGGAAUAAAUAUUUCCCCAAAAUCUGGUGGGAAAGGUGAUUUUAGCAAAGGAGGAAAGGGGGAUAAGGUUGCUAAUGGUGGAAAGGUUCCUGUGUCAAAAGACCCACCAUCAUCAGACCCUAGAGUUGAUCAAAAACUUCCAGAAAAUAUCAAAGGCCUGAUGGACUGUGAGGCUGCAGAUACUUUACUAGGAAUUCAACAUCAGAUGGUCACGCUAUCUAGAGAUCCAACAUUCAAAAUGCCUGUAUCAUUUGACAAGGGACUCAACUAUGCCAAAAGCACUAGCAAUUAUAAAAAUCCUAAGUCCGUUAGAGGCAUUCUUGAGCCUCUUGCAGAUUAUGGUCUCACUGAUUGUGAGAUAUGUGUGAUUGCUAAUUUGUGCCCAGAAACUGUUGAAGAAGUUUUUGCUCUUCUCCCAUCAUUAAAGAGUAGGAGAAGCCUUAACAGCCAAAUUCUUAAAGAUUCACUGAGCGAGCUUGCUAAGCUUAAACAGCCAAUGUAAAGCCACAUAAUGAAAAGACACGCAGGUAGCUAGGAGUACCCACUCUGGCAAAUCUAGCACAUGCCAAACACUUUUUUAGCUUUCUAACUGAGACAAUGUAUUGUAAAACUUAAUCCAUGUUUUAUAUUCGUUUUAUGUUUUCAGUCAAAUCCAAUAGACUGUAAAAAGGUCUAACGUGGAUGUCAAGUAGAUGGAUUUUGUAUGUACAAGACCAUAGAUCUUCUAUAUGGUAACAGGAGGAAAACUUGAUAACAGCAAGAGGCGAUAUAAUAUCCAUUUCCCAGUUGAAGAUU